CCGUAAUGAAAUUACUGUGUUGUUUUGUAAAUUGUGCGUAUUGUCUAAUUUCCAUCUACAGCAACACCUAAGAAGUUGAUGAGCUAUGCAGUUUAUAUUUUAUAAUUUAAAUAGCUUACCUGUUAGACUUCGUCUUUUAAUAUAUGCCAGCAGGAGAUGGCGGCACGGAUAUCGACACAUAUUAAACGUGCUACAAUUGCAUUCACAAAUACUUACAUCUACUUCGUAAUGUUGUCCGCGGUCAAGCAUAAACAACCACUCGCCGCUUUCAUAUUCUAAGUUAACGAAACGCAUUCUUUUUAGUUCGUAUAACACUUUGGAUCUUGCGAAUGGGGUCAACAUGUUCAGCAAGGGUAUAAGACGCUGUGGAGCAUCAUAAUUGUAUGCAUGCUCUCUAACUUGACCGUUUUGUCGCAUCAUCUGCAAUACCUGCUUCCGAGUCCAACCUGAAAUAUAUUUAUAUACACUUACCAGUGGAGAGUUCAGCUUUCAUAUUUUUGACAUCAGCAGCGGUCACCUGCUUACCUGUUCUUCCCUUAAUACUUUCGAUAACUUCGUCCGUCGACUGACAGUGCAAUAUAACUGGUUUCAAGUUUUCUUUUUCUUCUGAUGACAAUCGUCUACUCAACGGAUCACAAACCAUCCACGAACUUGUACACGGAUGGUUGUGAGUCAUGUUGUAAGAUUUUAUAACGUAUUGUUGACCCUCCAAUCUUACGCGAAACAUCGAUUGGCAAUUUAAAAAUUUAGACCUUAAAGGUAACACAUUAGUUAGAGUCCUCACGGUUUUUUAAUCACAUUCAGACCUUCUGAUUUACGUUUACGACCAAACGUGCAACGAAACACUACGAACAAGUAUUUAUAUCUCACAUCCUUCAACAAUCUACUUUCUGCGUGAACAUAGUGUGUAUGGGUCAUCUGAGAAAACAUAGAUUUAUCCCAUCAUACUUUAUGGAAAUCCUUUAGCGCAUUAUCUAAUUCAAUCCAGCUUCCGAAUCUCUUAUUCAGCAUAAUACGUUGGAACGCGUCGCUUACGUUCACUGAAAUCUCACUUGAGCAUGAAGCACUAGAUACAACAUACAAUAGCUAUUAAAAAAGGUUAUUCCUUGAAAAAAAUUAACUGAAGGAAGAACAACAAAUAUUUAGGACUUACCCUUCAGUUGACAUUUCGUCUUAACUCACAAAAACUAUGCGCAUCUAUAACCUUUUACGUUGUUUUAUCUUUCUUACGUUGUUUUCCGGACCUUAUCAACAAAUUAUAUAUAGCUGUUGACUUUCACUACAGCACUUAGGACCACAGAUCAAGUUUCGAAGGAACAACAGAGCUAAAGUGUGCACUACAAAACAGAAAAUACUCAGUUAAUGCUCUUAGCAGUUAUUUAGUGUUUAUUAUGCAUCAAAAGAUGACUUAUAUAUGGAAACAUUUAAUACUCAUAGGACCCAACACACACACGGCAAUUGAAAUACGGAAUGCCCGCUUCCAGUCAGCGCGUUCAAGGUCGUUGAAACGAAACGGCGGACAGAUUUGAAAGGGAUUACCGUUUAUACCUUGCCCCUUCCCUCUUAUUAACUAAGUACGGCAUGUAUGAUGUUUUUUUAGAUCUUUCCUAUACUCCAAUUAACGCUGAUUACACGUGUUACAUUCCAUUUUGUGAAUUCGACAUAUGUCUAAAAGUGAAGAACGUUUAUUACUGAAAAGCAUCUGUGGGGAAGUUGUUAAAGAUACGUUUCUUGAGGCAAAAGACUCUUAUGGAAACUGGUACCCUGUGAAGGUCCUCAAAGUUGAUAAAAGUAGAGUUCAUGUUCAUUUUUGUGAUUGGAGUUCACGCUAUGACUCUUGGUAUCCCAUAAAUUCAAAAUGCUUACGCGCUGUGAAAAAAGACUUCACAAAGGAUACUGCGAAACUGGUAAAACCCUACCCUUUUAACUGUUCGAUGAACAAAAGUCCAGAAACCAGUGCUAGCCAUUUUGACGUGGGUAGCUAUGUAAUGGCUGCAUGGCGCAACGACUUCGAAUAUCUUGCUGAGGUUCUAGCCCAUCGUCAGCGACACGGCACAAGAGCAGAGUAUCGUUUGCGCUAUAUUUGGGAUCGUGUUGUAGAGUGGACACCCGUCAACAAGUUACGCAAAGCAACUCAAUAUGAAAUCGAUUAUGUUUUGAAAUUUUGCAAAGAGCAAGGCUCACUACCUGCAAAUAAAAUCCCCAAUAAAUUUGAUCUGCAACAUUCGUGUAGUAGUAGUAGUAGUAGUAGUAGUGAGUAUAUAUCAGGAAUACCUCGAGCUAAAAGAAUAAGAACAACUCUGUCAGAAAGCAGGUCAACAGACCAUGCCUUAGAUUCUGAAAUACCAAAGUAUCGAUCACGUCCUACUCGUGCAAGUACUAACAGUUCAUCUGUCUUAGAAGACAAGAAGAUUCUUCACCCAACAUUGUAUGAUGGGAUUAUCGAACAGGAUGGAAUGGUUUAUGACAAGAUUGUUUUUCAAUUUCAUGAGGCCUGUCGAAGACGCCGUGAAUUGAAGAGGAAAGCUAUCGAAGAGAAUGAGAUGUAUCUAUAUGGAUUCGAUGGUUCUGUGUCUGCCUUAGGUCAAACAUCCUCCGAAAGGUCAAAUCACCAAACAAGACGUGAUCCCAAUUUACUGAACAGCCCUAAAAGUAGUUCUGUAAGAGCUGAAAAUUAUACAACGGAAAACACAGUUACGCCACCAUUGGGAUCGCCAAUCUCAUCCUCUCAGAAAAGUGACGAAAUAAAAGAAACGAAGCUGUUAGAGAAGGCAUCUCAUCUCUCAAACAGUUCAUUAAAUUUGUCUGAGUCAAGUAAAUGUGAUGAACGACCACGUCGAACUAUAGUAUACAAAAGAGAAGCAGAAAUAAAAAUAUCUAGUAUGCCUAUCUCAAGAGAGAUUUUCACGAAAGUUCCCGCCAAAUCAGCUGCUCCUGUUGUAUAUCCAUGCCCUCACUGCUCUCGUCAGUUGCGAAAUUCAAAAUUACUCGACGCUCAUAUUGUUAAUUAUCACAAAAGUGUAUCUGGUAGCACAAAAUCCACAACACACACGAAAAAAGAAAUUUAUCAGAAUCGAUAUUUGCCAUGGAAAUCUCAUAUGCAGUUAUCUUCUCUUGGCCCAAUGUCAAAGGAAAAACCAAGAUCAAGUGCUCCUGAGUUCACCAGACUUCUUUCUUGUCACUGUUGCAAUGCACGAGCAUAUGCUACAGAAAAAGAACUUGGUCUUAUUCAAUGUUCACAUUGUUUAUGUUGGUUUCAUCGUUUGUGCGGUGGUACUUCAUUUGACUCGAAACUAUUUUCAAAUGUAGACUUGUUGAGUAAUAACGAACUUUGUUCACCUGUUGUUUGUAAUAAUUGUCGGAUGGUCUUACGUCCAGCUAGGAGAUCCCGCAAAAACGAAUGGCGUACGGGGUUACUACGAUCACAUGACCUUAACUCUGAAUUUUCAAAACGAGGUCUGUUAACUGAUGUGUCGUCUAUUUUGAAUAAAGCCUGUCAGUUACGUCCAUUAUUAGCUUCUGGGUGGCAGAUAUUGAACAGGUCAAAUUUGCCUUCUGUGUCUGAUCAAGUAAAGCAAGAUUCUGGCGUUUUCAAAAAUGCCUAUCAAGACGCAUCCAAACCAAGUGAAUUUCCAACAUCGAAGUUUGCUGGAAGUAUCAAACAUACAGCUCCCGUUAUACAUACCCCUGAGGAUCAAGUCAAUCGCAAAUGCAAGCAACAAAUGAACGUUCUAUAUCUGGUUCACUCCUAUCUAUCGUAAAGAAUUACUUUAAUCUUCCAGAUUACUUUUGGCUCUAAGUUAAUGAACGUAUACUAUUUGAGUUAUAUCACUUAAACACUAGUUAAAAUCUGACAUUCGAAGAUAAUCUGAAAUAACUUGUAUCAUCUGAAAUAAACGUUUUUUUUUGUAUUGAAAUAAAUCGUAUCCGAGUUCAUAAACGAUGAUCAUUGUUGUUGAUGAAGUUCUCUAAUGCCAAAUCACUUAAGCUAUGUGAACGUUGGGUUUGUUUUGGCCAAGUAAGAAAAUGUUGGACAAUUAUAUAGAACUUAGUGGCUAGUGUUACUUGUUUUAUAGGACUGGGCAGGUUUAUUCUUUCGCUUCCCUGAGUUUGUAUUUACUUAGCAUGCCUUAUGAAAUGGUAGUGGUUCUCUUUAUAUAAAAAUUGUUACUUUGCAUGUACUAAAAUAUAUAACCAAUCUAAAAUUAAAAGUUCCUAGUUUCUUAUCUCUUUCCAUAGUACAUAUUAUUGUUUAGAGAUUUCUCUUUAAAAAUUCCGACUAUGUUACUUUCCAUCUUUAUUUUAGAACAAUAAUGAUGAAGAAUAAUUGCUUAUUCGGUCUUGAUAGAAUUUUACAAAAAUGUUCAUAGACAGUUUUUAUUUAAAGUUUUGCUAAAUGAAGAAUUUCGUUUCUUCAUUUUGUUUUAUAGGUCUCUAUAUGGAAUUGAGGGGUAUAGCGUUUGGAAAUCUUUCUGAAGCUAAUGGUGAAAUCACUGCGUCUAAGUGUGAUCACUUACAGCUGCCAAACGAUAAUCAUACUUUUUGCAUUUCUACUCCGGACUCUGAAUGUCCUAAUACCAACUGGCCAUUAGACGAAGCAAUUAACGGUUCUGCUCAGUCGGAAUCCGUUUCAUACCAAGUUACUGAUCCUACUUAUCAUAUUGCCUCUCAAGAUUUGUCAGGAUUUCUUCAGGAUCUUGGUCCCGAUAUCAUUCCAGAAAUUUCAGGUUUUAAUGUUGAUGGAGUGAUAAAUAUCAGUAGUGUUACUGCUGAUUCCUGUUCUGUAGAUGAAUUUUUGAAGGUACCCAGAUCUUAUCCAGAACAGCCACCCGUUUCACAGAAUAAUGAUAAGUUAUGUAGAGAGAACACUGCUUUGCAGUUGCUUUGUUCUCAUCCUAGGAUUACUAAUACGUCUGUUAAAGAUCUAGGUACUAUUCUUGAUAUUUCUGCUUCGGAAGAUUCUACUCUAAGUCCUUUGAAAUAUUUUUCCAAUACUGUAUGUAAUAAUCAUUUAGAGUCAGGUCAGCAACUUCUUUCAUGCGAUUCUAAUAUCCCUUCAACCUCGUCACCUGACAAGCCUAUGAUUCAAACAUCCGUUGAUGUCAAAAUCAACAGAUCCAAUAUCGAUGGUGGAAUUUCGGUUAAGUAAGUUGCUUUAUCUUAGUGUGAUUUUAAUCGAGACAUUGGAAAAGGUGUAGAUGUUUUUCAUCGGAAAACAUAUGUGAAUUAUUCUUAAUCUUGGUACAAUCGGUCUGUAGUAUUUAUGAGCUUUUGCCGUUUUACUGUGGAUCUCCUAAAGUUAAUUAGGCUUAACCAUUAAGUCAGGUCGCAGAAUUCUAUUGAUCUCCUAGUUUCUCUCAUUCGCAUAUCCAUACUGUGAUCAUGAAUAUAACAUACUUUACAUGGUGGUUAAUGUGUAUCAUAACUUAGUGUUGUUACAUUUAGUGAGGUUUAUAUCUAAGAUAUGUAUUGUGGAUACCUAACCACCACCACGUACCUGGAUGUGUAAUAUUGGUUGACAUGAGAGUUGGUUGGCAUAAUGGUAAGGAUGAGCAAAUCAAGAUUUGGGAUCGUUCUGCGAUGUCACUCACUUCUGGUCUCAAUAAUGUCGGUAUGUGAACAUUCUAUGAUUAGAACUCAUGGAAUACUCGUAGUGAGUGGUUUGAGAUAUUAAAUGGGAUUAGGGUAGAGCAGUUAGGAUGAUGAAAUUGUAUUAUUUCUCUAUCUUGCUCUAAAUAUUGGAUUACUUGUGACCCAUAACUCUUCAUCUAUCUCAUUCUCGUAAAACUGCGUCUUUCUCUUUCGCCUAAUUAAGUAAUUGAAGUUAAAUACUCUUAUUCGCUUCUCAUUUCUAGCUGUAAUGAUUUGGCAGCUAUAUGUACAUGCCAUGUUCUAAAUUGAUGAUAACCGUCUGACUAUAUUGUUUAGUAUUUGAAUAUUGCUUUUUGAAAGUCGAGGUUGUAGGUCUAUGUAUUGUCAUUGACAGAUACACGUUUCCAUCCUGACUUAGAGUUUAAUUUAAAGGGUAAUUUCUAUUUUGAAAUAUUUAAGAGUGAAUGUUCUCAGUAAAUAAUGAGUUAUCUGAAGCAUAGAAUAAUUUUGUGAAACAUUCUUGUAAGUAUGGAAAACAUUAAAUGUUAAACAUUCAAGCUGUUUAAUAGAAAUAACUCGUUAAUUGAUAUUUGCUUGUUUCCGUAUGUCAUCAGUGAAUCAAGUGACAGAAUUUCAACUAAUCAUUUGGGAACGGGUGUCGGAUCAGAUAUUAUUAACCUUUCUAUUCCAAAAUGUGCACGUUCAAUCAUCUCUGAUUUACUGAGUAGUCCUUUAAAUGAUUUCGUUACACCUUGUGUCAGUCAGCAGUCUGAUCUAAAAGGAUCUAAUAUUCUGCAUACAUCUUGCACAUCGAAUGAAUUUGUACACCUCUCAUCAACGUCUGGAUUAAAUUCUUUGGACAUUGACUGGUUAGAGGCAGAUAGCCAUAAUCAGUCUGUGAAUUCUUCUACUAGUCCAGUGUAUCAAAAUAAUGUCAAGAUAUAUGACCAUUCCACGUUGAAUGAGUUUUCUGAUCUUGCCAACCAUAUAACAAAUUUAAGCAACAUGACCUUUCAUUUUUCAGUUGAACAGCUCAGAAAGUUAGCACAAACUCAAGAUAACUUGUUGAACGUAGAUGAGUGUAUCUUAACGCCAUUUGAAAAUGCUCUAAGUGUUAUGGAAGCCCAGUUGGAUGUAAUCACAACCCAUGUUACCAACUUUGAACAACUGCAGAAAUAUGAUCAUAAUAAUAUGAAUACAGAAUGCGGUUAUUUGGAAGACGAGAAAGUUCCUUCAUACACAAAACAUCAAGGAACAAACCAAGUUCUUACUCCCAGAGGUCCUUUAAAUUUAUCUCAGUCAUCUAAUGGAGUACAUGCGACAUUUUCCUGGGGGAAAAUGAAUGACAAAGCUUCGUUUCCCUUUGUUCUCGAAGGUGCAAAACAUAAAGAAUAUAAGAUAGAUUUAGAAACUUAUUUAGAAAGUGCCAAAACUGCGGCUCAAUAUCUUUACCGUCUACAAAAAGUAUCAUUACAAGAGUCAAACCUUCAUACUGACGUGCCAAAUGUGUUGAAUGAUUAAUUUCACAAUCGUAUCAGUGGGAUUUCAAAUAGAGUAACUAUUUAUGCGAGCGACGAUAGCAACAAUGUCAUUAUGUCCUCAAGUUUACCUGUUUUAAAGUGACUGGAAUAAUUAUUUUAUUGAUUAACCUCGUACAGUUUGUAUAUAUAUGAUAUGAACCUUGUACAUCACUGCACCCAUGCAAUGUGACUACUACUGCAUUCCAAUUUAUACUAGUGUCCUGCAUGUGUACUUUAUUGGUACUAAUACGUUUACAUUACUGGAGUUUUGAUUCUUAUUCCCCUUCAGAGCUAUCGCAAUAUGUAAUGCUGUCAUUUUUUUAUCUAAAUAUUUUGCAUGUACACAUCCAGUUUAUAUAACUACUUGAUUACUUCUAUUCUGUUAUUUUAUACUUAGUAUUCAUCCAUUUUAUGUAAUCUUCAGAAGUGUACGUCAUGAAGUAUUCAUUUAUUUACAGACAUGUUUUCUUAUCAGAAUGCAUGCGUUUUCUCUCUGCGAUUCUGAAAUACGUACCAAGAGUAUCACCUCAUCUUUUAUUUCCUUUAACGUCAUAUCAGAAGGUAGCCGAAAAAGUAAUAUAUAUCUGCAGCGUAAACAAAACACGACUCAACAAAUGGAGAUAUUGAUCUCAGGUCGCUUUUUCAGAGUGCCUGAUAUAUGCUUGUAAAGUCAUUGUGAAACGGCCUGAUAUUUUUAUGUAAAUAUGUUUUAUAGUAACUACAAUCAGUCUGAGAAGUGCGGAAACUUGAUUCUGUAGUUCUCUACAUUUCGAAACAACGGAAAAAGAGGAAUAUAAUAUGAAAAUGAACCAAAAGCAAAUGGUCAUAUAGGGAAUAUGAUUUAUUAUUAUUUUUAAGGUUCAGG
Messenger RNA from Schistosoma haematobium, 7977 nucleotides. RefSeq lists its product as uncharacterized. Bases 1665 to 3761 code for a protein of 698 amino acids. The transcript is spliced from 6 exons. The record is from RefSeq and is a predicted model, not a curated record. Lineage: Eukaryota; Metazoa; Platyhelminthes; Trematoda; Strigeidida; Schistosomatidae.